Tilletiopsis washingtonensis is the source of this 999-nucleotide messenger RNA. RefSeq names its product Metallo-dependent phosphatase. The record is from RefSeq and is a predicted model, not a curated record. Bases 1 to 999 code for a protein of 332 amino acids. Lineage: Eukaryota; Fungi; Basidiomycota; Exobasidiomycetes; Entylomatales. Gene Ontology annotation, cellular component: cytosol; nucleus. Gene Ontology annotation, molecular function: protein serine/threonine phosphatase activity. The transcript has 7 exons.
AUGAUCACGCACUUCAAGGACGGCAAGCGCCUGCCGCUGCGCUAUGCGUGGCAGAUCAUGCUGGGCGCGCAGCGCGCCUUUCUGCAGGAGGGCCCGCUGGUCGAGUACAACAUCCCCGAGGGCCGCACGAUCGAUGUCAUUGGCGACACGCAUGGACAGUUCUACGACUUCAUCCAUCUCCUCUCCCUCACGGGCCACCCGUCGGCGUCGCACGCGCUGCUCUUCAACGGCGACGCCGUCGACCGCGGCUCGUGGUCGUGCGAGAUUGUGCUCACCAUCCUCGCGUACAAGUGGCUCUUCCCCAAGUCCUGCUUCUUCAACCGCGGCAACCACGAGACGCACGGCAUGAACCAGGUGUACGGCUUCGAGGGCGAGUGCAAGGCCAAGUUUGGCGGCGACCUGACAUACAAGAUCUUCACCGAGCUCUUCGUCGCCCUGCCGCUCUCGACGCUCAUCUCGGCGCCGCGCGCGCCGCUGCAGGGCGCCGACCUGCCGCAGCACUACUCGCAGGCGCAGCGCUCGCCCAUCCUCUCGCCCGAGGGGCGGAAACGCUUCUUCGUCGUGCACGGCGGCCUCUUCUCCAAGGACGGCGUCACGCUCGAGGAUAUCAAGGCCAUAGACCGGUUCAAGGGCAAUGGCCAGCCUGGCAGCGAAGGCCUCGUUGUUGAUAUGUUGUGGGCUGAUCCUCAAGCGGCUAAUGGACGCGGCCCGAGCAAGCGCGGCGUGGGCCUUGGCUUCGGUCCGGACAUCACGAGAGCUUGGUGCGAGCUCAACGGCGUCACCGCUGUGCUGCGCAGCCAUGAAGUCAGACAAGAGGGCUACUCCGAGGAGCACGAUUCGCUCUGUGUCACCUACGUCGACCAAGUGGGCAACAAGGGCGCAUUUGCACGCAUCGACGACCAAGGCACGAUGACGUACCAGCAAUUCUCAUGUCAACCGCACCCCGACAUCAAGCCGAUGGCGUACACGCAGCCUUCCAUGGGCGGCAUGCUGUCGUAA